AUCGAGUAGUGACAACUCGGACGAUCGCCUCCUCGCAAGAGAGUCAAACUUGCUUGCCCCAGCGACUUCCUUCGCCUCGUCAUCAUGUACAAGUGCACCGUUCUUCUCGCCCUUCUGGUUGCCUGCGUCGUCGCGGCGCCUGCCCCCAGCUACUUGGAGUCGAUCUCCGCUGCAUACUCGGCGCAUCCCGCAUCCAUCAUCCACGCGGCUGCCCCGAUCGCCUACAAUGCCUACACAGCACACGCAGCCCCGAUCGCCUACGCGCCCUACGCCGCUCCGUUCGCAUACACCGCGCACGGCGCACACGUCGCUUACACCGCACCUGCUGUCAGUGCUGUCAGCUACAUCCCCUAAGGUAGAGCUGUAGGACGCACUUUCCUUGGGAGCACGAGGCCUUGUAUUGCCCGAGCCGAUGUCAUUCGAUCGUUCUUUUUACUCAGGGGGAGAAGAAAAUUAUACGUAUAUAAUUUUUAGUAUAUUUAACAUAUAUGCAGGGGUAAAAAUAAAUUAAUAUUUUAUCCAAUUGUCAUCCGUUUAUUGCGUGACAUCUCUAUUACACCGAUGCUAAUCCGCCCGCGCGACGACAGCGAGCGUUGACACGUUCGAAACGAGAUAUAUAUUUCGUCGAGCAGAAAGUAAUCCUCUUCGAGUACUUAGGCUUCAAAGAGAAUUUUAAUGAUGGCCUGCGUCGAAACGCUCGUAUUACGCGCAAAGCUAAAUGCGUUCGUAAAUAAGUCACGAGGCCUCUCGGCCGUUUUACGUAAAUUAAUAUCACGUAGUAAUUCGGCAGACCGCGCCCGAUCUAAUGGCGGCUCUAAAGAUUUUCGAAAUAUUUCCGGAAUAUUUCCAUCAUGCGACAGGUCGAUAUGUAUUUAUAUUCCCUUUUUCGGUAUAUUCAUAAAUCGGCCGCAAUAUAGAAGGAAUAAAAAAAGUAUAUUCGUACACUCAAUUUUUUUCAGUACU
This is a messenger RNA of Wasmannia auropunctata (little fire ant), 963 nucleotides long. Its product is annotated as pupal cuticle protein C1B. The transcript has a single exon. The coding region runs from base 85 to 354 and encodes 89 amino acids. NCBI's taxonomy places the organism in Eukaryota, Metazoa, Arthropoda, Insecta, Hymenoptera, Formicidae. The record is from RefSeq and is a predicted model, not a curated record.